AUGUCUGCCGUUCGCUUCGUUACCCUCGCCAAGUCCCGUGUGGCAACCUCAUCCGUACCAAGCUCCAUUGCUAUUCGGUCUAUCUCAUCAACUGCUAGACUUCAAAAGGGACCUGUUGAUGUGGCCAAGGAUACUCUCAAGAAAACCGAUCGAUUGGUAUCCGAUGCCGCAGUUGGUGGUAUCAACAAGGGCUCGGAAGUUGCUGGCAAGGUGAAGGAGGCUGUCGGUGGUGUGAAGCAAGAGGCCGAGAGCAAGGCCGAGGAUAUCAAGAAGAAUGCUCCCAAGUACGAAGGAAAGGUCAAGGGCUCAGCCGAGGAAGCUGCAGGCAAGGCCAAGGGCACAGCAGAUGAGCUUGCGGGCAAGGCCAAGGGAAAGACAAGCGAGGCAGCUGGCAAGGCCAAGGAGCACCUCAGCUAA
Messenger RNA from Penicillium verhagenii, 417 nucleotides. RefSeq lists its product as uncharacterized. The record is from RefSeq and is a predicted model, not a curated record. The coding region runs from base 1 to 417 and encodes 138 amino acids. The transcript has 2 exons. NCBI's taxonomy places the organism in Eukaryota, Fungi, Ascomycota, Eurotiomycetes, Eurotiales, Aspergillaceae.